This is a messenger RNA of Striga hermonthica, 1893 nucleotides long. The record is from the annotation of a GenBank genome assembly. Lineage: Eukaryota; Viridiplantae; Streptophyta; Magnoliopsida; Lamiales; Orobanchaceae.
AUGGUGGCCGCCGUAUCUGGAGAAGCUCCGGAACCCCAAAACCCCAAAAACAACGCCACCGCCGCCGCCUCACAAAACGAACAUCCGAAGAGGCCGCCAUUGUUGCCGUCGGAGAAGGACAACAGCAAUGGAGUUCCCAACAAAAACCAGAGGAAACCCAAAUCGCGAGUCGUCUCCUCAAGAUACAUGUCCCCCUCAACUUCCUCCACCUCCACUUCAAAUUCAUCCUCGAUUUCCUCUUCAUCUUCUUCCUCUUCGUCCUUGUCUGCUUCCAGAAGGUUCCCCUCCCCUUUAAUUUCCAGAAACUCGAACCCUCCAUCCAGCACGCCCUCUCUGGUACCCAAGAGGUCCGUCUCCGCCGACCGCCGCCGUCCGACGCCACCUCGGGCGGCGGCGAGACCCCUCCUUCCAGAUCUCGACACUGCAAAGAACGGCCAUGCCCCCGAAAUCUCGUCCGCCGCCAGACUCCUAGUUACCUCCACCCGGAGUUUGUCCGUUUCUUUUCAAGGGGAAGCCUUUUCACUGCCCAUCAGUAAAACCAAGGCGACUCCAUCUUCCCCUAAUUUGAGCACCGUGAGAAAAGUGACCCCGGAGAGGAGGAGAAACAGUUCCCCUUCCAGAAGAAAGGUUGAUGGAGGAGAUCUCAUUGAGAGUUCUAAGCCGUCCGAACAGCACCACCUGUGGCCCGCCAGGAAUCGGAUUGUCACGGCCACUUCAUUAUCAAGAAGCUUGGACUGUACUAGGGACAAGACCAAUCUGAUUGGAUCUGUUAACACGGACCGAGGGAGACCGAGUCUUGAUUUGGGAAAUUGCAAUGGGAAUUCGGUUGUUAAUAACGGAUUAUCUGUCCCGUGCGAUCGAAUCCCGUCCGAUUCAGACAGUGUCUCAUCCGACAGCACUUCGGGGGUCCAGGAGUGCGGUUCNNGGCCCAGAGGUCUUGCUGUCUCGGCCCGGUUCUGGCAGGAGACCAACAGUCGUCUUAGGAGGCUGCAGGAUCCAGGCUCACCUUUGUCGACGAGCCCCGGACCAAAACUUAUUGUGCCACCCAAACUGAAGAAGUACUCGAGCGAUACCCCGCUGUUGUCAUCACCAAGGACACUUUCGUCCCCUCUGCGUGGGGCCACUAGGCCUGCGUCGCCCGGGAAGCUCAUGAGCCCUGUGGGGUCGUCCCCUUUGCGUGCUCACAGCCCGUCUCGGAUCAGAAAUGCAGUUAGCACAAUUUGCAACAGUUUUCUCGACACACCUUCAGUUCUUAGUUUUGCCGUGGAUGUGCGCAGGGGGAAAGUCGGGGAGAAUAGGAUAGUGGAUGCGCACUUGUUGAGGCUUUUGUACAAUCGACACUUGCAGUGGAAGUUUGUGAAUGCGAGGACUGAGGAUGUCCUGCUCGUGCAGAAACAUGGGACCGAGAAAAAUCUAUGGAAUGCUUGGAUAGCAAUAUCAGACCUUCGUGAUACUGUGACCAAGAAAAGACACAGAUUGCAGUUGCUGAGGCAGAAAUUGAAGCUUGCUUCCAUUCUGAGAGGACAAAUGAUUUUGUUGGAAGAUUGGGCUUCUAUGGAAAAGGAUGAGUCGAGCUCUUUGGUUGGAGCAAUCGAAGCUUUAAAGGCUAGCACCCUUCGUCUUCCAGUUGUGGGAGGAGCUGUUGCUAACAUACAAAGCUUGAAGGAUGCUACUGGUUCAGCUGUUGACGUGAUGCAGGCUAUGACCUCUUCCAUUCAUUCACUUCUACCUAUGGUCGACGAAGUGAAUUCUUUAGUUACUGAACUUGCGAAAGUGACUGCAAAAGAGCGAGUUUUACUCGAGCAGUGCACAGAUUUUAUUUCCUUGUUAGCAGCCAUGCAGGUUCAAGACACUAGUUUGAGAACGCAUAUAAUACAGCGUAACUGCGUAUGA